This is a messenger RNA of Hydra vulgaris (swiftwater hydra), 336 nucleotides long. The record is from RefSeq and is a predicted model, not a curated record. Lineage: Eukaryota; Metazoa; Cnidaria; Hydrozoa; Anthoathecata; Hydridae.
AUGCUUGAAGAUAUAUCUCAAUUUGAAAUGGAACUCUUAGAUCUCCAAGAAGAUCAAAAUCUACUUAUGCUGCAUAAAACAAUAACUUUCAUAGAAUUUCGGAAGAUAGUUCCCGAGGUUAAGUAUCCUCAACUAAAAAAGAUUGCCAUAAAAUUCAUUUCAAUUUUUGGUUCAACGUAUACAUGUGAAUCUAUAUUCUCUACUAUGAAAUUUGUCAAAUCAAAGUAUCGUGCAAAUCAAACCAGCAAGCAUUUGUUUGAGUUACUUAAAAGAGCCACUACAAGUUUGAAACCAGAUAUUAAGAAACUUACCAGUUACCAAAUUUAUGAGUAUUAG